This is a messenger RNA of Rhizoctonia solani, 1140 nucleotides long. RefSeq lists its product as uncharacterized. Gene Ontology annotation, biological process: proteolysis. Lineage: Eukaryota; Fungi; Basidiomycota; Agaricomycetes; Cantharellales; Ceratobasidiaceae. The coding region runs from base 1 to 1140 and encodes 379 amino acids. The transcript has 7 exons. Gene Ontology annotation, molecular function: serine-type endopeptidase activity. The record is from RefSeq and is a predicted model, not a curated record.
AUGGCCGUGCAGUCGCACGAUGAGCCCGCUGACCGACGGACCUGGGCUGACACACAUCUUCGACGGGGUACUGAAGGUGUGGCUGGCAAGUUCAGCGAUGCGACGCUUGACAAAAUUCGCGCUAUGCCUGAGGUGGAUUACAUUGAACGGGACCAGGUUGUUUAUGCAAUCCGCGAGCCUGUCGAAAAAUAUGAUACCCAAAAAGCCAGCCCAUGGGGUCUGGCUCGUAUCUCUCAUCGUGAAAGCUUAGCUUAUCGACCUUUUCCGCAAUUUGAAGGCCGCGCCCACUGGGGGCAUACGGCUAUCGAAGACGGCGUUGAUGAGAUGGUAACGGCCAUGGCACCCACUGUUCACGCCGUCAAGGUUCUUGGUUCAAACGGCAGUGGUCCAAUGUCCGAUGUCAUUGCUGGUGUCGUCUGGGCCAGCAAUCAAGCUCAAGCCAAGGCUAUCGAAGCUAUCAAGGAGUUCCGUGCCACUGGCAAGACCUCGCAUAAGGGCUCCGUUGCCAACAUGUCGCUUGGAGGUAGCAGUCUCCUUCUCUUGAUACUGCUAUCGACACCGCUGUCCGCAACGGAAUGCACUUUGCCGUUGCUGCCGGUAAUGACAAGGGACGCCUGCAGCUACUCUCCAGCUGGGGCCGAACUUGCCGUAACUGUCGGUGCCAGUACCAUUGGUGACGAGCGUGCUUACUUUUCGAACUAUGGCAAGUGUGUCGAUAUCUUCGCGCCCGGUCUCAACACAAGAGCACUUGGAUCGAUAGAGUUUCAUUCCAUUUUCAGUGGCACUUCCAUGGCGUCCCCUCAUGUUGCCGGUCUUCUUGCCUACUACCUUUCUAUUCGUGGCUUGGUCUCGAACUGGAACCCGACUGCAGCAGUCACAAUCCUUCCCAACUGGAUGUCUGCUUUCAUCCCUGCAUCGUUCAUCGAGAAGAACAUGCCCGUCUCGGUAUCUGUCGAGUCGUUCUACAACGAGGAUGGGUCACUUGAUGUGACUCAGUUCGGUGGCAUCACUCCUGCUCAGCUCAAGAAGGCCCUGAUCGAACUUGGUGAGAGAGACAAGCUCAACGACCUUCCUCCCGAAACGGUCAAUAUCUUGGCUUUCAAUAAUGCUACCAACGCGGCUGGCUACCCCUGGUACUAA